This is a messenger RNA of Colletotrichum navitas, 413 nucleotides long. RefSeq lists its product as uncharacterized. Lineage: Eukaryota; Fungi; Ascomycota; Sordariomycetes; Glomerellales; Glomerellaceae. The transcript has a single exon. The record is from RefSeq and is a predicted model, not a curated record. Bases 5 to 274 code for a protein of 89 amino acids.
CAAGAUGGCGCCCACCUUGGCCACCUUGUUGGCGCUUACCGGGACGUCGUGGACAGCUCCAGCGACGUUGUAUCAGCGCCUACAUGUACUGUACUCUCAUUCGAUUCGUGUCAUCACUGCGGCUACGGCGGGCUGCUGCAAUCGAGUUGCCGUUUAUAUGCCGCCGUUGGGUCCUGCUCGUCGAUCACAAUGCUUACGGCAUAGAAGUUGCCUACAGCGCUGUAGGCGCUGGCAUAACUACCCUUGCCUCGUUGACACAAUAUACAGUGCAUAGCCCACCACAUAUCAGCGACGCAAUGGCUCUGAACAACUUAUUAAUGCGGCUUGAUGAUCAAUCAUUACGUAGACGAUUAGAAAAGAAGAAGAAAACAAAGUGUUAUACAAUCAUGGAAGAUGCAGCAGGGCCAGGCCAC